UGCUUAGUCAGAGCCUGGAAAUGGAGAGUUUCACACCUGAGAACCGCAGGUGCUUCAGCUGGGAUGGGUGGAAAAAUGUACUGCUGCCACAGUUGAACAGACGAUCGCUAUAUGCCUACGGCAGUGAGGUGGCUGUGGAGAAGGAGUGCAUGAGACAGAGAGAGAGGGGCAUAUUCGUCAUCCAUCCCUUCAGUCGUUUAAGGAGUUACUACAUCAUGUGUAUGGUGGCCAUAACCUUUCUUAAUCUAAUUGGAAUCCCAAUGGAGAUUGCCUUUUUAGAUGGGCACAGUGGAGUAGGCUGGGAGGGUUUUAAUGUAUUCUCAGACACACUGUUCCUGAUUGACGUCGGUCUUAAUUUUCGCAUGGGUAUCAUUAAUGAGGAAAGUGAGGGAGCCAUUCUUGAUUUGAAAAGGAUUCGACAACGUUACUUAAGGGGCUGGUUUGUGCCUGAUAUGGUGGCAGCAUUCCCAGUUGGCUACAUACUACUUAUUGCGGACCUACAAUACCAUAGCGACUCUCCUUCAUCAAAGGCAAGCAAAAUGAUGCGCAUCCUGAUGUUUGUGAGAAUCCUCAGUCUUGUCCGCCUAUUGCGUGUGUCCCGGCUUGUUAGGUUUUUCAAUGAGGUGGAGAGGGUUUCCAAUGCCAACUUAGAGGUGGUGAGGGUAUUCCUAAGAAUCUUGUCUUUAUUUAUGAUGAUUUUCCUGCUGUGUCACUGGAAUGGCUGUAUUCAGUAUUUCGUACCUAUGCUUGAGGAGUUUCCCUCAGACUGCUGGGUUAGAAAAGAGAAUCUAAUGAAUGCCACAGUGGGAGAGAAGUAUUCUUUUGGAGUCUUUCGGGCGCUAUCUCAUAUGACUGCAAUAUCAUAUGGUUCCUCUGAAACACCAACAAGCAAGGAAUGA
Messenger RNA from Xyrauchen texanus (razorback sucker), 899 nucleotides. Its product is annotated as potassium/sodium hyperpolarization-activated cyclic nucleotide-gated channel 3-like. Gene Ontology annotation, biological process: monoatomic ion transport; transmembrane transport. The coding region runs from base 21 to 899 and encodes 292 amino acids. Gene Ontology annotation, molecular function: monoatomic ion channel activity. The record is from RefSeq and is a predicted model, not a curated record. Gene Ontology annotation, cellular component: membrane. The transcript is spliced from 7 exons. NCBI's taxonomy places the organism in Eukaryota, Metazoa, Chordata, Actinopteri, Cypriniformes, Catostomidae.